AAGAAAAGAACGGGCAUGGAACCGGCUUCCACCUGGGCACGGGGUGACCACCUUGCCGCCUGCAAGGAGUGGUUUAGGGGCCUGAGCAGCAGCAGGACCGGAGGGGCGGGCGCUGCCCGGACUCAAGAUGGCAGCCGUGGUGGGCGUGGCCAUCCACUGGCGGCCGCGGUGGGCGUGGCCAUCCACUGGGGGCCGUGGGGAGGAGUGGUAUCGGCGGCCGUGGGCGUGGCCAUCCCCUGGGGGCCGGGGGAGGGGUGGGAUCAUGGCCGCCGCGGUGGAGCGGAGUCCCCCGGACGUGGAGGAGGAGGUAGGGGAAGCAGUGAGGGCUACGACGGGGAGCCUGUGCGAGGGGCGGUGGCGGAGCAGCUGGUUCUGGUGGAAUUGUCAGGAAUUAUCGAUUCAGACUUUCUCUCAAAAUGUGAAAAUAAAUGCAAGAUUUUGGGAAUUGACACUGAGAGGCCCAUUCUGCAAGUGGACAGCUAUGUAUUUGCUGGAGAGUAUGAAGACACUCUUGGGACCUGUGUUAUAUUUGAAGAAAAUGUUGAACAUGUGGAUGCAGAAGGCAACAAUAAAACAGUGCUAAAAUAUAAAUGCCAUACGAUGAAGAAGCUCAGCAUGACAAGAACUCUUCUGACAGAAAAGAAGGAAGGAGAAGAAAGCAUAGGUGGUGUGGAAUGGCUGCAAAUCGAGGAUAAUGAUUUCUCCAAUAGACCCAACAUGAUUUGUAACUUUCUACAUGAAAAUGAAGAUGAAGAAGUUGUAGCUCCAGCCCCAGAUAAACCGUUGGAGUUGGAAGAGCAAAACAUUCAAAUGAAGUUUAAUUCAAACCUGAGCUAUGAACAGGAAAAACCACCGCACUUGGAAGUAGAGGAUUCUGGUCCUCUUAUUGAUACUCCUUCUGAAACAGAAAGUUCUGUGUUUAUGGAAACUCAAGAUGCUGCCUUAGAAAUCACUCCUAGAUAAAAUGUUUUUAAUAAUAAAUAGAAUUUUUUAAAUUUUUAUAUAAAA
This is a messenger RNA of Myotis myotis, 1008 nucleotides long. RefSeq names its product general transcription factor IIIC subunit 6 (gene GTF3C6). Gene Ontology annotation, cellular component: transcription factor TFIIIC complex. The record is from RefSeq and is a predicted model, not a curated record. Gene Ontology annotation, biological process: transcription by RNA polymerase III. The transcript has 6 exons. NCBI's taxonomy places the organism in Eukaryota, Metazoa, Chordata, Mammalia, Chiroptera, Vespertilionidae. The coding region runs from base 16 to 963 and encodes 315 amino acids.